AUGACUUCACGCGAAGAUUUGGUUUAUUUAAGUAAGCUUGCUGAACAAAGUGAAAGAUAUGAAGAAAUGGUUCAAUACAUGAAACAAGUAGCUGAAAUGGGAACUGAACUUUCAGUUGAAGAAAGAAACCUUAUUAGUGUUGCCUACAAGAACGUUGUUGGUUCAAGAAGAGCUUCAUGGAGAAUUAUCUCAUCUCUUGAACAAAAAGAACAAGCUAAAGGAAAUACUCAAAGAGUAGAAUUAAUUAAAACAUUAUUACUGAAUUCUUGUUAA
Entamoeba dispar SAW760 is the source of this 273-nucleotide messenger RNA. RefSeq lists its product as uncharacterized. The record is from RefSeq and is a predicted model, not a curated record. NCBI's taxonomy places the organism in Eukaryota, Evosea, Mastigamoebida, Endamoebidae. Gene Ontology annotation, cellular component: cytoplasm. Gene Ontology annotation, biological process: signal transduction. The transcript has 2 exons. Bases 1 to 273 code for a protein of 90 amino acids.